AUGACAGACAAUAUGCAGAUUGACUCGCCAUCACCUCAAGAGAUUGAUGAAGGUUUAUACUCACGUCAAUUGUAUGUUUUGGGUAAGGAAGCAAUGUUAAAAAUGCAAAAUGCAAAUGUCUUAAUAAUAGGUUUAAAAGGUUUAGGAAUUGAAAUUGCUAAAAAUAUUGCUUUAGCAGGUGUUAAAUCAUUGAGCUUGUAUGACCCAAAUCCAAUUGAAAUCCAAGAUUUAUCUACUCAAUUUUUCUUGAGUGAAGAUCAAAUUGGUCAACCAAGAGAUGAAGUAAGUGCUGUAAAAUUAAGAGAAUUAAAUUCAUAUGUACCUAUUAAUACUGUGAAAAACAUUGAUGAAUCAACUUUAUUAAAAUUCAAAUGUAUUGUGUCGACUAAUAUAACAUUGGAAGAACAAGUGAAAAUCAAUCAAAUUACUCAUGCAAAUGACAUUGGUUAUAUCAAUGCAGACAUUAGGGGGUUAUUUGGUCAAAUAUUUGUUGAUUUUGGUGAACAUUUUACUAUAGUUGAUCAAACAGGAGAAGAGCCAUUAACUGGAAUUGUAUCGGAUAUUGAAAAAAAUGGAACAGUCACAAUGUUGGAUGAAAGUAGACAUGGAUUAGAAGAUGGAGAUUAUGUUAAAUUUUCAGAGGUUGAAGGUAUGCCAAAAUUAAACGACGGAAGUAUUCAUAAAGUAGAAGUAUUAGGACCUUUUGCUUUUAAAAUUAAAAUAGAUGAAAGUUACGGAAUUUAUAAAAAGGGUGGAAUCUAUACUCAAGUCAAAGUUCCAAAAGAAGUUAAAUUUGAUUCAUUAUUAGAUCAAUUACAAAACCCAGAAUAUUUAAUCUCAGAUUUUGCUAAAUUUGAUAAACCUCAACAAUUGCAUAUUGGAUUUCAAGCUUUACAUGCCUUCCAAACAAAGCAUAAUAACAAGUUACCAAGACCCUAUAAUGAAGAAGAUGCCAAUCAAGCUUAUAGAUAUGCUCAAGAAUUGGCUACUUCAAGUAAAUUUGAGGAGGAACUUAAUGAAAAAUAUUUAAAAGAAUUAUUUUAUCAAGCAAGAGGUGAUAUUCCAGGAAUUGUUGCAUUCUAUGGUGGUUUAAUUGCUCAAGAAGUUUUAAAAUGUUGUUCAUCAAAAUUUACACCAAUAAAACAAUGGUUGUAUUUUGAUUCUAUAGAAUCCUUACCUAAUAAUGAAGAAUAUCCAAGAACUGAAGAAACAUGUAAACCACUUGGAUCAAGAUAUGAUGGACAGAUAGCAGUAUUUGGUAAGAAAUUUCAAGAUGCUAUUUCAAAUUUAAAAGUUUUCCUUGUUGGAGCAGGUGCUAUUGGCUGUGAGAUGUUGAAAAAUUGGGCUAUGAUGGGUUUAGGUUCUGGGCCAAAAGGUGAGAUUUUCAUCACUGAUAAUGAUUCUAUUGAAAAAUCCAAUUUAAAUCGUCAAUUUUUAUUCAGGCCUAAAGAUGUUGGUAAAAAUAAAUCAGACUGUGCUGCAGAAGCUGUGGUUGUGAUGAACCCUGCACUAAAAGGUAAAAUUGAUUCAAGAUUAGAUAAAGUUGGUCCAGAUACUCAAGAUAUUUUUGAUGAUAAAUUUUGGAAUAACUUGGAUCUUGUGACUAAUGCUUUGGAUAAUGUAGAAGCUAGACAAUAUGUAGAUGGACGUUGUGUGUUUUUCAAAAAACCAUUAUUAGAAUCAGGAACUUUAGGAACAAAAGGAAAUACUCAAGUAGUUGUACCACGUUUAACUGAAUCUUAUUCAUCAUCACACGAUCCACCAGAAAAAGCAAUCCCAUUAUGUACAUUAAGAUCUUUCCCAAGUAAAAUAGACCAUACAAUUGCAUGGGCAAAAUCUUUAUUUCAAGGUUAUUUUGUUGAAUCACCGGAAAGCGUUAAUUUAUAUUUAAGUCAACCAAAUUAUGUCGAACUGUCAUUAAAACAAAAUCCGGAUAAAGUAGGAACAUUAGAAAACAUAUCAAAAUAUUUAAACCAAAGACCAUAUACUUUUGAAGAUUGUAUAAAAUGGGCAAGAUUAGAAUUUGAAACUAAAUUUAAUCAUGAAAUUAAACAAUUGUUAUACAAUUUCCCACCAGAUGCUAAGAACUCAAAUGGUGAGCCAUUUUGGUCUGGUCCAAAACGUGCACCAAAGCCAUUAGAAUUUGACAUUAACAAUCAAAAUCAUUUAGAUUUUAUCAUUGGUGGUGCUAAUUUAUUAGCUUUUAUUUAUGGAUUGAAAGAACAAAAUAAUUUAGGUGACUAUAGAAAGGUAUUAUCGGAUUUCAAAGUGCCAGAAUUUCAACCAAAAUCGGGAGUCAAAAUUGCUGCAACUGAUGCAGAAGCUGAAGAACAAGCAAAUAAAUUAUCGGGUUCAAUUGAUGAUGAAGCUGUCAGAAAAAUUGCUGCCACAUUACCUGAACCAAGUACGUUAGCUGGUUAUAGAUUAACCCCAAUAGAAUUUGAAAAAGACGACGACACAAAUCAUCAUAUUGAAUUUAUAGCAGCUGCAUCCAAUUGUAGAGCAUUAAACUAUGGUAUUGAACCAGCAGAUGCCAGCAAAACUAAGUUUAUUGCUGGUAAAAUUAUUCCAGCAAUUGCAACAACUACAGCAUUGGUUACUGGAUUAGUUUGUCUUGAAUUAUACAAAGUUGUUGAUGAUAAACGAGACAUUGAACAAUAUAAAAAUGGUUUUAUAAAUUUAGCUUUACCUUUUAUUGGAUUUUCAGAACCUAUUAAAUCAAAUAAAGCUAAAUAUGGUUCAAAAGAAUUUGAUGAAGUAUGGGAUCAAAUUAUUAUAGAAAAAGAUAUAACUUUACAAGAAUUACUAGAUAAAUUUGCUAAAGAAGAUGAUUUAAGAAUAUCAAUUUUAUCAUAUGAUGUUGUUGUAUUAUAUGCUGAUUUUUUCCCACAAAAGAAAAAACAAGAAAGAUUGGGUUUGAAAAUAUCUGAAUUGAUUAAAUUGGUUAGUAAAAAAGAAAUACCAUCACAUGUACAAUUUUUGGUUUUACAAGCUUGUUGUGAAGACGAAGAGGGAGAGGAUGUAGAUAUUCCACCAAUUAGUAUUAAAUAUAAGUAA
Lodderomyces pseudojiufengensis is the source of this 3057-nucleotide messenger RNA. RefSeq names its product E1 ubiquitin-activating protein (gene UBA1). NCBI's taxonomy places the organism in Eukaryota, Fungi, Ascomycota, Pichiomycetes, Serinales, Debaryomycetaceae. Gene Ontology annotation, cellular component: cytoplasm; nucleus. Gene Ontology annotation, biological process: ubiquitin-dependent protein catabolic process; protein ubiquitination; DNA damage response. Gene Ontology annotation, molecular function: ubiquitin activating enzyme activity. The record is from RefSeq and is a predicted model, not a curated record. The transcript has a single exon. The coding region runs from base 1 to 3057 and encodes 1018 amino acids.